Molecule: messenger RNA, 1230 nt
Organism: Macrosiphum euphorbiae (potato aphid)
Lineage: Eukaryota; Metazoa; Arthropoda; Insecta; Hemiptera; Aphididae
Source: the annotation of a GenBank genome assembly
AUGCGUCUUUUAAAAUCAUUUGGCAUAAAUCGCUAUUCUACUUUCAUACAUCAUAUUCUUUUAGUGUUAUUAUUAUAUAACAUUUACCUCUCACUUACACUACUUAAAGCAAGUUCCUUAUCAAAAACGGAUUGUGGUCAUAAGAAAUCAAAUACAUCAUAUUUUCAUCUUAAACUGUCUAAUGGCCGAUGGGACAGUAGACGUAUGGUUAAAACAUUUGACAAUGUCAUAAUAGCAGAACAAGAACCAAGCGGAAUGGUAUGUUUAGCUACACAAUGUUCAGUAGAUAGAUUACAUUCUAUAGUAGAACUAGCAAAAAAUUGGAAUGGAUCAAUAUCGACAGCAAUUUACGUAGCUGGUGAAGAAUUGUAUUAUUUACAAGAUUAUGUAAGAUUUCUACGACGAUGUUAUCGAUCAGUUCGUCAAACAGUUACUUUUCAUCUUGCCGUACCUGCAAAUCAAUUUCCACAAUCUACUCAAUCAGGUUUCACGACAGAUCAGUUACCGUGUCACCAGGAUCCAAUUAUUGUUUUAUCAAAUUUGAUGAAGCAAUUACCAGAAACUCUUAAACGAUGGAGAAUUCGCAUGCCUUACCCUCAAAAUCAUCUGAGAAAUCUAGCUCGUUUAAAUUGUCAAACUCACUAUGCAUUGGUUACAGACAUUGAUAUUAUUCCUAGCAUUGAUUCAGCAAUAUUACUCAAUACAUUUUUGUCUGAAAGACCAAAAUGUUUAAAAUGUGUAUAUGUUUUGCCCACAUACGAAGUUCAUAAAUCAGCUGACCCACCAAAAAAUGUUACAGAGUUGAUUAAAUUAAAAUCUACUGGGCUUGCAAGAUAUUUCCAUAUGGAAGUCUUUAAAUUAAACCAGAUGCCAACUAAUUUUCUAAUGUUUGAAAAAAGUUCAAAAAAAUUAAGCGGUUUACACAUCAGUCAUAAAGUACCCAAAUAUCAAUUAUAUUAUGAACCAUUUUAUGUGUCAUUAAACAAUGUUCCAAUCUAUGAUGAAAGAUUCAUUGGAUAUGGUUACACAAGGAACUCACAGGUGUACGAAAUGUUUGCAGCUAAAUAUCAAUUUGAAGUACUUGCUAAUAUUUUUACGUUUCAACAUAGUUUUGCCUCCCAGAAAAGAAAAUCUAACUAUAGAGAAAUUCAAUAUGCAGAAAAUUUAGCAUUAUUCACUAAAUUUAAAAAGGAAAUAGCUGCACGAUAUUUACUAAGCCAUUAUUUAUGA